This is a messenger RNA of Fusarium verticillioides 7600, 3863 nucleotides long. RefSeq lists its product as hypothetical. Bases 210 to 590 code for a protein of 126 amino acids. The record is from RefSeq and is a predicted model, not a curated record. NCBI's taxonomy places the organism in Eukaryota, Fungi, Ascomycota, Sordariomycetes, Hypocreales, Nectriaceae. The transcript is spliced from 3 exons.
GCAAUUUACUUCUUGUAGCAUAGCUGAACAAUUGGCAUUUGUUAGAUUUGGGUUUUGUAAACUCUCUCUGAAUCCGUUUUGAACGGAUUGGCGAUCGCCACUAACCGCUUUAAGAACCGUCCGGCCCCGCCUUAACUUUGUCGGCUUGAAUCAUCUUAACCAUCCCGCGAUUUCCAAGACUCCAUCGUUUACCCCCAAACGUCGUCGCCAUGUCCUCUUCACCAAAAGACACUACUGAGGCCACGGAGCCUCCGAAGUCAAGCGAUACCGAUACCCAAGCAUGGAACGAAGACAAACGCCGGAAGUUCGAAACGAAAUCGAAGAGCGAGUUCUACGACCCAUGCCAAGAGGCUGCGCAAAGGAGCUAUAGAUGCUUGUUCAGGAACGGAGGCGAUAAGAAUAUGUGUGGAGAGUAUUUCCAGGCAUAUCGCGAUUGCAAACAAGCAUGGGUACGUUAUAUAUCCACGAUGCUACAGCCGAAGAGAAUACCCAAUACUCAUCACUCCCAUAGACCGACAAACGGAAAAAGGAAGGCCGUGGUUGGUUCUAAUGGGGAUGUUCGCUCUCGGCAGCUUGCGUUGACCUGCUAGUUCCCAGCCUGUCUCGGCAUCAUGACUGACAACAGAGGUGCCAUUGUAACAUUAAAGGAGAUCAUAUACUGUACAAUACGGAAGCGCGGUGCAAAAUUCUGCUAUCUUUACUAAGCGAAAAGUCUGAUCUCCUCUCAGUGCAAGCAUCUUUGAGAAAAUCCCAGUCCACCUCGGCUGACAGGCUAGGUCAGCGCAUCUUCGCAAAUUGGUAGGGCAAUGACUUUCUGAUCUGUACGUCUCUAUCCUAAGGUAUCCCAAACAUCCACUGCUUUUCUACACCGAUGGGAACACAGCUACUGUUGAGAUACAAAGACGUCCCAAUCGCUGCUUGCCAGGUUUCACUGUUUAUGCCUGGAUCAACACCUCGUCUUACACCAGCUGGCAUGGGGUUCUGAGACCGAUCAAGUAUAUACGGAGCUGUCACGAUAUGGUAGGUGUUGGAUGAUGGCUUUGCAGUUGAGGAACGAAGGACAAAGAGCUACACAAAAUGCACGGUUAUUCAAUUUAGGCACUGCAUGAACACUUAAUGUACCAGAACGUCUAAACCCGUCAUCCUAUCAGAAUCCCGCAAUUGUUACAAUUGUGCGUUAUCAGUCAUGCGGUCGCGAGAUUUGUCGAAGGCGGAUUUCUAGAGUAUAAAGACCAGUCGCACUAUCCAAACGGGCGUCGGGCUCGUACUGGAACCGAGCCUCAUCGGCGCACUUGUUCAGCCUCGUGGCAUGCCACGUUGAGCGCUCUUCAAACACCUGCUUGUCCAAAGCUACUCCAACAUCAGCUGUCAAUCGGAUCGAGUCCAGCAUCCUCCAAGUUCUAAGCGAGUAUAUCUUCCAAGAAUCGAGUGUAAGCCCGAUCGUCGACGUGCAUGCGGCUCCUAGCGUCUCAAGCCCGAACAUGAGAAUCCAUGGAACAAAUGUCAUUGCGUAUUCAUCGAUGUUGGACUGGACUUGAUAUCUCUCAGCCCUUGCCGUUUGGUAAUUGUCAAGGAGUACUUGACGGGCCUCUAUUUCGUACCAUAGGAAAGCAUCGGCAAGGGUUUCCAGGUCCCAAAUCUGUCGACUUCCUUCCGUCACCGCUCCAAGUGCCGCUCGAAGCAAGUGUCCGCCGAGCCCGGACGGUCUGCCAUCACGCCUAUCAUCAAAGGCAUCAGUACGUGGCGUCAAGCUCAGCACCGGAAUAUCGUGCCCUGUAUCAGGCUUCUCAUCGACAAGGGUGUUCUCAAUCAUCGACCAGUCACUCCCGUUCACUUUGAUAUCAGCCCAUCCAGUGGAUCUAUUUAAACGGCAUGUCAAACCUGAAAAUGCCAGGCUGCGGUUUGUUUGUCGAUGCUCAGUACCGGGCAAACCUUUGGCAAAAGGUAUCAAGCUACCCCAUCGCUCUGUAGUAACCACUGGGGCAUCAUCGUACCCGGAAUUCAUAACCCCGAUCCUAAGAGCAGUCUCAUCGAAGGCAAUGAGUGGAUACGUGUCUCUCUUUCCAUUCAGUACUAUAUCUGAUAUAUCAAUUUGGUCUGUGCCGAGCGAUGCUUCGUAUGCCGUUGACUCUGAGCCGAAUACUGAAGCUGUUUCCUCAAGGACAAACCUGAGAUGCGGGUUACGUUUGUCUGGCAGCAUCAUUGAUACGCCUUGAAGAUGAGAGGGACUGCAAAUCAUUUUUAGUCGAUAGACUGGGGCAUGAUAUAGUUGCAUGACGGCAGGAGAAAGGGACGAACGUGAUUGAUCCGAGACCUUGACGCUCACCAAUCCUGUUAUAGAUGGCUUGAGCAUCCCUUGCUGUAGGCGUGAAAGCCUAUCCUGAAGUCUUGCCGCAACCUGUUGCCGGAUUGACUGGUCGUCCAGUGGUAUUGGGCGUGAGCCUCCCGGCAGCACCGAAUGUGUAUCAUGCAGAUAUUCAAGCACCUGCGUAGACGUAUCCACUCCGGCCUGUUGAUAUGCCACAGCAUUGCCAAGCAACGAGAAACUCAGGGCUGAGAGAACAGCGAUCAUUCCCAAGCAGAUCACGCGAGGCCUUGAACGGACGAAAGUCCAGAACUUAAGUGGGCUAAAGGACCCCCAGUCUAUGCUGGCGACUUCAACGAGGACCUUCAUGCUCACGGCUGAGUUUCUUCCGCUAUGCUCGUUUACUGCUGAAAGACGAGCAGGUUUGGACAUAUGCCAAUUGGCAACUGCGACCACGGCUGGAGCCACCAGAAUGGAGAAAGCCGCGUCGAUGAGCUUGGCUUCAGUAGACGAGAGCUUGCCUCCAACAAUGACGGCUGCUAUGUAGCUUCUGUCUGUCCUGACUUGGAUAUAUGCGAUGAACCAGCAAUUGCAAAUGAGAGAAGCUGAGCCGAUGAACGCAAUUGUCAUGAGGGAGUAUAAAACAUGUCUGUUGAGGGGACAGUCUGUGUGUACUGACGUGGGGUCCUCUGUAAUCUUAUCCUCUCGACUUGGUGCUAGCAGUCCAUCGUGGACCGAUUGAGUGCCGUGUUGAGUAUCUUCGGGUUUGGGAGUUCCUAAUGCACUGGUGUCGACAGAUUCGGGGUCAUCUUCUUCUGCGACUACGCUGAGAGGCGACACUGGUCGGUUCGCCAUCUCCAAAGACUCAUUUUCUGGCUGGGUUCCCAUGUUCAUUGGAUAAGAAGGGAAAAGUGUCUUGCUCAAUUGUCCGAAAGCAACGAAGAUUGUCAAUGCAGUUAUACUUCUCUAAACAUGAGAACAUUUCGAUCGACUCGCAUUUCAACACCAACCACAAAAUGAUGCUCGCAGAUGGGUUGUACCAUCAAAGCUGGAGCGGUUUUAUUGUCCUUGUGUGUCCCUACCCUUCUUGGAUCGGUGUGCUGCAUCUUCCUCAAAUGAACAAUUCUUGUUGUCCUUGAACUCUCAAUUGAGCAUUGGGCAUGUCAAUCUGUAAAAGGACACGGUGAAGCUGAGUGAAGAUUGACAAAUUGUCGCCGCGUUCACAUUGCGGAAGUCCUCCAACGGUUACAUCUUAGUCACCAUCGUUUGUAGAAUGUAACUCUACUGUAGAAAGAGGUCCAUAUCUGAUGUGCAGUGCAUUGCCUUUAACUACUACGUCUCAUGCGGUGGCUCACAACUUCCCAGGGUAGGUACGGAGUGAAGAAGAUGCCUGGAUAGAACAGGGAACCAUGACUGAGAGAAGUUGAUGAUUGAGCUGGCAAUAAAACCACGGAUUAUAAUGACAGAUGUAAGCGCUGUGACAUUGAGAGCACACCUGAGUGUAAUGCUUGAGUCUGGAAACACGUGGUGUUAGGUAUUUCUGUUGAUGCUGUAGCAG